GGUAGCAGCGGUCCUGCAGAGGGACUGGACAACAAGUGAGGAGGGAGAGGGCGUCCCCUUAGCUCUCCCACCCAUCCCGCUCUGGAACCUGCUGCAGCACUACUGGGUGUGUGUGCGGGCACAGGGCGCCAGGCGGCGAUAGGGAGGCGCUCACCGGGGCUAAGCCCGGAAGUGUUCUCCGGUCGCCGCCAGUGAGUAGGAUCAUGGCGCCGGCGCUACGGGUCACGGCCGCUGUCUCGGGGCUGAGUGUCUGCGUAUUGUUAUAGGGCAAUCUGUGGUGACCCGCUCCGGGGAACUGGGACUGUGACUGCUGGUGACCUGCGCUUCAGGCAGUUUACCGCAGAUAUGAUGGAAGACAAAGGUCCUCGGGUUGCAGAUUACUUUGUAGUGGCAGGACUGACAGAUACCUCAAAUCUCCUUGACCAUGACACUGGCCGAGUGGAGACCAAAGCUGUUGGUCCCAAAGCUCCAAUAACGGAUAUUGUCAUUAUUAACCAGACAGCUGGUGAAACUGUGCCAGAAGGAUACACAUGUAUUGAAGUUACCCCUAGUGGUCUCCAGGCAAAUCUUAAUCAUGGCAGUCUGAAGAGCCCCGAGCUGUUCAUUUGUUACAAGCGUGAGAGGGGCAAGUCGCCACUGACAGAUAUUGGAGUUUUAUAUGAAGGAAAAGAGCGUCUCCUGUCCGGCUGUGAAACCAUCCAAGCAACCCCAUAUGGGCGCUGUGCUAAUGUCAACAAUAGCUCAGCUGGCUCAUCACGAAUUUUCAUCACCUAUCGCCGGGCAGCUCCUGAUCGUACUCAAAACUCUCUUGCAGUGACAGACAUUUGUGUGAUCAUCGCUAGCAAAGGGGAGACUCCUCCUCACACCUUUUGUAAGGUGGACAAAAACCUCAACUGUGGCAUGUGGGGCUCCAAUGUUUUCCUGUGCUAUAAGAAGUCUGUCCCGGCAUCAAACUCUAUUGCUUACAAGGCUGAUAUGAUUUUUAGAUAUCCAGAAGAAGAUUACGAGUCAUUCCCACUUCCCGAGUCUGUGCCUCUCUUCUGUCUUCCAAUGGGAGCAAACAUUGAGUGCUGGGCCCCUCAAAUCAAGUACCCGCUUCCUGUCUUUUCCACAUUUGUCCUCACUGGCUCCAAUGCUGACAAGGUAUAUGGUGCUGCUAUCCAAUUCUAUGAACCAUAUCCCAGAGAAAUGCUGUCAGAGAAGCAGAUGAUACAGCUAGGGCUCAUUACAGCCGUAGAGAAAAAAGUGAUGACCUCCAAAAUUAUCAACACCAACAAGUGCAUAUGCCUGCUCUCCCACUGGCCUUUUUUUGAAACCUUCCGUAAAUUCUUGAUGUUCAUCUACAAGCUCUCAGUCUCCGGUCCACACACACUUCCCAUUGAAAAACAUUUAUCACACUUCAUGCACAAUAUUCCCUUCCCAUCUCCUCAAAGGCCAAGAAUCCUUGUGCAGCUGUCUGCACAUGAUGCUUUGGUUCUUUCUCAGCCUGUAUCAACUCCUUUGCCUCUGAGUGGAGCCAACUUCAGCACAUUAGUAAUGAGCCUGGGGCCUGAAAACUGUGCUACAUUGCUGCACUAUGUGCUACUAGAGAGUAAGAUACUCCUGCACUCCCUAAGACCAGCAGUCCUGACUGGCGUGACUGAGGCGGUCGUAGCUAUGAUUUUCCCUUUCCAGUGGCAAUGCCCCUAUGUACCCUUGUGCCCAUUAUCUCUGGCGGGUGUGCUUAGCGCCCCUGUCCCAUUCAUUGUUGGAGUGGAUUCUCGAUACUUUGAUCUGUAUGAGCCUCCCCAGGAUGUUGUAUGCAUUGACCUGGAUACAAGCAUGAUUUACACGGCAGAGGAUAAGAGAAGCUUGACCUGGAAACAACUUCCAAAGAAACCAGUGAAGAACUUACUCAGUAUUUUGAAAAAACUUCACCUCCAACUUUUGACAGUACACAGACAACCCCAGGAGGAGAGUGCAAUAGAGAUGACUCCCAUUGAAGCAGACUUUUCAUGGCAAAGGAAAAUGAGGGAACUGGAACUGGAAAUUCAAGAGGCAUUUCUCCGCUUCAUGGCAUCCAUACUUAAAGGUUACAGGGCCUAUUUGAAACCCAUCACAGAGGCACCAUCUAAGAAGGCCACCGCAGCAGACUCUCUUUUUGACCGCCAAGGGUUUAUGAAAAGCAGGGAUCGCACUCACAUGAAGUUUUACACCCAGCUUACAAAAACCCAAAUCUUCAUCCGCUUUAUUGAAGAGUGCAGCUUUGUCAGUGACAAGGACACCAGCCUGGCCUUCUUUGAUGACUGCAUUGAAAAGCUGUUUCCUGAUAAAGGCAGUGAAAAGGGGGAUAAGGCAGAUCAAGAAUUGCCAGAGGACACUCGUUUGAUAGAGCUGGAUGAGUCCCAGAAGAGUGAACAUACAGUGUUUAUAAUGCCACCUGAGACUCUACCAGAGGAUGGACCUGACCCAGCUCCUAAAUACAGUUACAAAAGCUUUCCAAGGCUUGAUUACACACUUUUCGAUCGAACACGUGAGCAGUACCUCACCUUCAAUGGAAAUACAAAAGCCAGCCGAACUGCAAGCAGCCCUACAUUUAUUGCUAAAAGGACCAAACAGGAGAUUAAAACUGCUCACAAAUUGGCCAGGAAAUAUUACAACAAUACCAACAAUUGGCCCAAGUGCCUGUUCAGCAAUUGUUUCAGCCUGUGGUUCAUCUGCCUGCCAGUGUACGUCAAGGUGUCGCUAUCAAAGUCUCGAGCUCUUCAGAAGUCUUAUGAUGUGCUGGUGAAAAUGAGGAAGACUGAGGUGGAUCCUCUAGAUGAGGUGUGUUACAGAGUAGUUAUGCAGCUGUGCGGCCUUUGGGAGAACCCUGCUUUGGCAGUAAGAGUCCUGUUUGAAAUGAAGAAUGCUGGCAUACAGCCUAAUGCAAUCACGUACGGUUAUUAUAACAAAGUUGUACUAGUGAGUCCAUGGCCAAGCAGUAACCGCAGUGGAAACUUUCUAUGGACGAAAGUCCGAAAUGUGAUAUUUGGUUUGGCUCAGUUUCGAAAGCCAAUGAAAAGAACAAAGCCAGUGCCUAAGGCCUCUUCAGUAGCAGCUCAUCAAAGUGCUGCACGUAGGAGUGUUGGGGACUUGGUGAGCCAUCAUGGUGUGGAUAACUCUAAUGAUGCUAACCCUGGGGAGCACACACUCUUCGUGAGGAAUUUAAUCAGGCUUGAUUCUACUGAUUCUACUGAUAAGCACUUUAGCACAGGUGGUCAUAUGGAUGAGAGGCCAGGACCCAAAGAUGACCUCCACCAAGACAGCACUUUCCUUCACGAAGAUCGGAAAACUAGUACAAAUGCAGAUUCUACUGCCAGGCACCAUUCAGGGGGCUAUGACAACUUAUCUUUAUCUACUGAUAUGUCAGCGUCACACACUGAGGGUCAAGGUAAAAAACCCUUGGCAACCAUUGAGGUUUCCAAUCCACCUGAAUCUCCUCCGUGUGGAAGCAGCAUUGUUAAAGUAUCCUCUGGGAUCUUUGAUGUCACAUUGAGAAAAAGCAGUAGUGGCAGUGCACUAGGGCCACAGCCCUCCGUUCAGGAUUCUGGAGACGACGCAGUCUUUUCCAGCGAUGUGCAGGGUAAGAAGCUUGGAGACAGGGCUCAGAAGAGGCAGAAGGUGUUUUCUGAGAGAAGCUGUAGCUUCAGUGCAGAGAGUCGUGCAGGCAUGAUGCUAAAGAAAGGAAGUCUCGACAUGACAACUAAUGAGAUUGCUAUGAAGAUGGGAGCAGAUGCCAAGAUCCUUACAGCAGCACUUUCGAAGACACCACCAUAUCCACAGGCAAACAGAGAGUUCAGUUAUGAAGGCAUAGAUAACCAAACACCCCUUCUCACAACUGAGAGCUGGACUUGUAAUCCUGGAGGUACAAUCAAACCAACUGCAGAGCAACUAUCAGAGCAGAGAUUGCAGGAAAUAUUUGACCCAUUAGAUACCGUCAAAGAAGAAGUCACAGUAGAUGCAUCUGAAGCUUUAAAAGUCACUGAAGAGAGAAAUCUUCUUACUGCUUCAGUUAGUGAGGCAGAGGAACCAAACAAGAGAAAUAGUUUUUAUGGCCUGCCUAAAGCAGUAGAAAGGGAAGGUGUGGAAAAGGGUCUUGAUCCAUUAUCUUUGCUAAUGUCAGAAUCUGUGGAGAAAGUUCCAUCUCCCUCUGAGGAGAAGACUGUUUCCCCUGUUGUAGCGCGUAAUCUAGCAGAUGAAAUUGAAAGCUACAUGAACUUAAAAAGCCCUCUUGGAAGCAAAUCCUCCAGCAUAGAACUUAGGAGUACAGAGUCUGUUAAGGAAACCGGGAAUCCCAACCAAGGUAGCCUUGAAAGGAGAUCCAGUCUGCCUACAGAUUCUAUACCUCCCCCUGAUGUGCAGAGCGAGAAUCAGAAAAAUUCAGUAUCCAGGUCCAAAACAUUUACUACCAGCCCAAAACACCACCUAAGAAACCAGAAGGAACGGUCACUCUCGCUGACUGCACUUUUCCACAACUCACAGCAUGGCUCCUUGGGUUCAGUGGUCAACUCGCUUCCUGGGCUAAAGCUUGACCAUCUACUGACUGGGCCCAAAAUGGAUGUGCUAAAAUCUAGCAUGAAGCAAGCAGCCACAGUAGCAAGCAAGAUGUGGGGGGCAGUGGCAUCUGCCUACAACUACUCCGACGAUGAGGAAGAUGUUCAUCGCAGUGAUGCUCGCUUUCCUCUGAGUGGUGAAGACCACAUUCUUGGUGAUGGUGCCACUUCCAAGACAAGUUUGCAAGGACUUUCUGUCAGCAGUUUGAACCACAGCAGCACCAGCCUGGGCAGCAGCAGCAGUGGAGACACAAAUAAACAGAGCUACUCCAACAGUGAGUCUACUCCAGGUAGAGGUUUGCGAGGCCAGGAGUCCGAGAGGUCAGAACAUGGAUCUUCUCAAAAUACCAGCUUGUCAAGCAUCUUUCAGAACUGCGCCAUGGAGGUUUUGAUGUCCAGUUGCUGUCAGUGCCGAGCAUGUGAUGCAUUGGUUUAUGAUGAAGAAAUUAUGGCAGGCUGGACAGCAGAUGAUUCAAACCUGAACACCACAUGUCCAUUCUGUAAAACCACCUUCUUGCCUCUCCUAAACAUUGAAUUCAAGGACCUGCGUGGCUCUGCCAGUUUCUUCCUCAAGCCAAGUAAUUCGGGAGAUAGUCUACAAAGUAGCAACCACCAGUCAACAAUAGGGACCUCUCACCAUAAAAAGGAAUUGGCCCCCACAGUCAAUGACCUGAUCAACUUGUCAGAUAAUGUAGCAGAACAGACAAGUAAAUCUGCUAGUCACAGCGGUUCCAGUGAAAUCCAUGGUGAAGACACAAUGAAGUCUUUAGAAAAUGGCAGUGCACCAAAAAGAGUGGCGUCACUUACCAGGAGUCAUAGUGUGGGUGGACCGCUCCAAAAUCUUGACAUACUACAAAGACCUUCUCAUGGUGUGUCCACUGUCAGCCUACCUAACAGCCUACAAGAAGUUGUGGAUCCUUUGGAAAAGAGACACAACCCUUCACCCGUUUCUGUGCCUUACCUUAGUCCCCUAGUACUGCGCAAAGAGCUGGAGUCUUUGUUAGAGCAUGAGGGAGACCAAGUUAUCCACACAUCCACUUUUAUCAAUCAGCAUCCCAUCAUCUUCUGGAACUUGGUGUGGUACUUUCGGCGGUUGGAUUUGCCUAGCAAUCUGCCAGGGCUUAUCCUGACGUCAGAGCACUGUAACGGCGGAGUACAGGUACCUCAGUCAUCCCUGUCACAAGACAGCAAGCUGGUUUACAUCCAGUUGUUAUGGGACAAUGUCAACCUUCACCAGGAUCCUGGCGAGGCUCUCUAUAUAAAAUGGCGAAGCCUGGAAUCUAUAAAGAAGACAGGAGCUCCGGUACCAAAGGACCUCCAAGAGGUCAAUCAUUUACUAGAGAGCAUCACGCUCAGUAUCCAGCACAACGAUGUUCAGAGGCCAAUCAGCCUUGUUCUGCAGAAGUGCGGCUCUGCCGGCAAGCGUCAGAGAAGCAUUUACAGAGAAAUACUGUACCUGUCUCUAGUUUCACUGGGGCGAGAAAAUAUUGACAUUGAGGCUUUUGACAAUGAAUACAGACUUGCCUAUGAAAAACUUCCUGCUGACGUACUUAAAAGAAUGCAGAAGAUAGAUGCGCCUCCAAGCAAGAAUGUAGAGUGCUGUCGGAGUGUCUUUGUGGCACCCUUGAUUUGAUCAGUCUGUAGAACUUGCAUGUUUUUCAUUCCUUGGAAUUAAACCAACCUUUCCAUUGACACCACUGUAAGGGUCACAGAUAUCUUUUUCUUUUUUCUGGUUGACCUGCACCAGAGCACAAACCAGAGAACUGAAUGCCUUCAUGGUCAAAGACGUAUUUGAUGCCUCCACUGCUUUAUUCUUCAGCAGUUCUGUCAUGGACCCAGGUGGAGGUGCUACAACUUCAGUAGUAACUGUGACAAUAGAGAUUUUGAUGGCUAAUGACAAGAUUACACACUGUAGCCAGCUGCUGGAUACUAAUAUAGCUGCACACCGUCUUACAAGAUAUAUGGAAAACACAGAAGUGAAUUGCUGUUGUGCAGCUAUACGGAAUCCUUCAUCACACUGCCAGGUUUUCCUACUACGUAUGUGGAAAUAAAUAAAUGCUGACAUACAGACUAUAAAGCACGUGCUGUUUCAGCUCUUUAAUAAUGUGCUUUUCAUAUCAUUUAUUUUAAAAUGUAUUUUUUUGACAAGUAGCUAUAGACUGCGCUCGGUCAGCCUUGUAGACCCCCAUAUCAAUGCUUUGUAGUUAGUACUCUUCUGAGGCAGUGAGACACAUUGCUGUGUUGUUUGACAAUCUUGCUCCUAAAAACUUGACUAUAGCCAAGGCACAUGUAUGGGAGAGCAGGGACAUGUUACACUCCCGGUUGACCUGUAUGGAGAGUGUGCUCCAUGUUCCCUACACAUUAUAGCAGCCGCUUUUCAACCAAAUGAGGGUUAUUAAUGUAAAUUGAAAAAAGAAAAAAAAAAGAAUCACCUUUCUUGUGUGUUAUGCAGUAAUUUUUUGUGUGAAAUCUGUUGUGCAGGUUAGGAAAUGAAAGCAAACAUGUAAUGCUGGUUAUACACUACACUGUGUGUACCCAGCAACAUCGCAGGUGACAGGGACCUAGCGGGGGAGGCCGGUAUCGGCAAGUGCAUACACACCUGCAGCAACAUCUGGCCCUCGCUAGCUAAGGGGCCGACGAUCCCAUAGCGCGUAUAGUCAGGCACAUAGCGGGUACACACUAGACCAUGGGUCUUCAACCUGUGGCCCUCCAGCUGCUGCGGAACUACACAUCCCACCAUGCCCUGCCACAG
Molecule: messenger RNA, 7326 nt
Organism: Pseudophryne corroboree (corroboree frog)
Lineage: Eukaryota; Metazoa; Chordata; Amphibia; Anura; Myobatrachidae
Gene: DENND4C
Product: DENN domain containing 4C
Exons: 33
Coding region: 346-6207 (1953 amino acids)
Biological process (GO): regulation of Rab protein signal transduction
Cellular component (GO): cytoplasmic vesicle
Molecular function (GO): protein binding
Source: RefSeq, a predicted model, not a curated record